This is a messenger RNA of Knipowitschia caucasica, 699 nucleotides long. Lineage: Eukaryota; Metazoa; Chordata; Actinopteri; Gobiiformes; Gobiidae. The record is from the annotation of a GenBank genome assembly.
AUGGUCCCGCUCCAGAAGAAACUGCUUCUGUCCCUGGCCGCAGUUCUGUCGCUGGUAUGUGCGCUGCUGGCCGUGGUUGCCAUAGCAAUGCCAUUCUGGAUCAAAGCGAUGGUUUUGUGUCGCACUGGCGCCGAGCUGGUGAACGCCACGGCGAGCGAGCUCCAGGACUUCAUAGGAGACGUUCAGUAUGGGCUCCUGAAGGGAACCAGGGGCCGACAGUGUGGGCUGGGGACCCGGCCUGCCGCCUUCUACUUCUUCUCGCCUCUCCUGGUCCAUAUCCCAGCUGGUCUCCACGUCACGGUCCUGGUUUUCUCCUCAGUGGUGGUGCUCUUCUCGUCUCUGAGCUGUGGAUUCUUCUUCUACAACGCAUUUGGUCGGCCGUCACAUGUUGUGAGCGGACCAUCAGGGCUUAACUUGUGGACCAUCAUCAUAGGUAGUGCUGCCUUCCUGGUCCUGGUCCUGUUUUCUGCUGAGGUGACCAUAGGGGGCGUCACUGAGCGGAUUGCAAAUUUCGGUGAAACGUCCUUCGUGUUCCAGACGCACAGCGAGCGGUUCGAGCGAUGCUAUUGGUUGUUCCUGCUCGUGCUCCUCCUCCAAUCAGUGAACCUGUUACUGACUCGCCUCUCCGGGAUCCACUUUGUCUGUCACCAUGGGAACAAGCCUCCAGAGACGCAGACAGGCGAAGAGAUCAUGUACUGA